CACAAUCCUUAGCUCCUUCCGUCUCCUCUCGGUUCCCGUCCGUUCCUCCGGUGGCCAUGGCGGGGUCUUUGGCUGGGAUGCUGCGAGGGGGUCUCCUGCCCCAGGCGGGUCGGCUGCCCACCCUCCAGAUUGUCCGCUAUGGCUCCAAGGCUGUUACCCGCCACCGUCGUGUGAUGCACUUUGAGCGGCAGAAGCUGCUGGCUCUGACUGAGUAUAUACCCCCCAAACCUGCCAUCAUCCCAAGAUGCCUGCCACCUCCUCCCAGCCCUCCCAAGGAGGAGACAGGCCUCAUCCGGCUCCUGCGCCGGGAGAUAGCAGCUGUUUUCCGAGACAACCGAAUGAUAGCUGUCUGCCAGAAUGUGGCUCUGAGCGCGGAGGACAAGCUCCUUAUACGGCACCAGCUGCGGAAAUACAAGAUCUUGGUGAAGGUCUUCCCCAACGAGGUCCUGAAGCCCUUCCUGGAGGAUUCGAAGUACCAGAAUCUGCUGCCCCUUUUUGUGGGGCACAACCUGCUGCUGGUCAGUGAAGAGCCCAAGGUCAAGGAGAUGGUGCGAAUCUUGAAGCGUAUGCCUCUCCUGCCACUGCUAGGUGGCUGCAUUGACGACACCAUCCUCAGUAGGCAGGGCUUCAUCAACUACUCCAAGCUUCCCAGCCUGGACCUGGUGCAGGGGGAGCUGGUUAGAGGACUCACCUUCCUAAUGGCCCAGACACACUCCCUGCUUCAGCACCAGCCCCUCCAUCUGACCGCCCUAUUGGAUCAGUACAUCAGACAGCAACAUGAAGGGGACUCCGUCGAGCCAGCCAGUGGGAAACUGGAUCCUCCUGACACUGUUCUGGAUUCAUAGCCUGUUAUACCCAGCCCUGCCCAUAAAUACACUCUGACUCUCUGG
Messenger RNA from Loxodonta africana (African savanna elephant), 890 nucleotides. It is a transcript of the gene MRPL10, whose product is annotated as mitochondrial ribosomal protein L10. Lineage: Eukaryota; Metazoa; Chordata; Mammalia; Proboscidea; Elephantidae. Gene Ontology annotation, biological process: translation. Bases 57 to 845 code for a protein of 262 amino acids. Gene Ontology annotation, molecular function: structural constituent of ribosome. The transcript has 5 exons. Gene Ontology annotation, cellular component: mitochondrial large ribosomal subunit. The record is from RefSeq and is a predicted model, not a curated record.